AAUGAACUAAACACUUCCUAAUUAAUUCGAAAAGUAGAAUUUUGUAAAUGUAAAAAGUCCCGAUGUUUAUAAUUAUACUGCGAGUGUUUCGUUAAUGGUAUUUUCUGUAACAAAAGCUGUAUAUGUACAAAUUGCGGGAAUACCGAAAAUAACAAAAAAUAAAUAGAAAGUGCUAAAUAAGAAGCCAAAAUGAGAAAUCCAGACGCUUUUUCCUAAAAAUUUUUAGUCGUAAAAUAAAAUUAAUAUGAAGGUAUUGUUUCUCAUAAAAAAGGAUGUAAUUGUACAAAAACUUAGUGUACAAAAAAAUACUGUGAGUGUUUUAAUGCAGGUAUUAAAUGUACUGAAAAUUGUAAAUGUGAGAAUUGUGAAAAUUAUAAGGACGAAUAAAACAUUCCUUAUAUAAUAAAUAAAAAGAUUAAAUUAAAAUGAAA
Molecule: messenger RNA, 431 nt
Organism: Ichthyophthirius multifiliis
Lineage: Eukaryota; Ciliophora; Oligohymenophorea; Hymenostomatida
Product: tesmin tso1-like cxc domain protein
Exons: 1
Biological process (GO): regulation of DNA-templated transcription
Cellular component (GO): nucleus
Source: RefSeq, a predicted model, not a curated record